GGCAGUUGAGCAAGAGAACGUUUAGAGUGCACACAAGUCGUCAUUUAGUGUGCGAACUGUGAAGAUUUCAGAGACAAUUGGCAAAUGUAAUUCUUGUGCAAUCGAAUUUCUUAAUCUCUUCGAUCGAACUGGUGAUCAGUGUGUGCACGAAUUAAUUGGGGAUCCAUACAUAGUGGAGUAAUUCUUUCAGAUUUCUUUUUGUGCACAAAUUUUUGCGAAAAAGGUGAAAAAUCGAAAAAAUGGCAUCAAGAUUUGGUAAAUUCGGUGUAACGGCUGUAGGACUGUGUACUGGUACUGCACUGGCUGCCUGGGCAUUCAACAAUCAAAAUGAUUCACCAUACAAGGUUCAAAUGGCUGCGAAAGCAAUGAAAAGAGCCAAGAGACCCCUUCCGUUGCGUGGGGAACAAGUUGCAAAGCUCCAAAGUGGAGAGGAAUUUGAUGUUUUAAUUAUUGGCGGUGGUGCCACGGGAGCUGGAUGUGCCCUUGAUGCUGUUACACGUGGUCUCAAGACAGCUCUUGUGGAAGCAGAUGAUUUUGCCAGUGGUACAUCAUCGAGAUCAACAAAACUCAUCCAUGGUGGCGUUAGAUACUUACAGAAAGCUAUUCUUGGGUUGGAUUUUGAGCAGUAUAAGAUGGUAAAAGAGGCUCUGCAUGAACGUGCUUCAAUGUUGCAAUCAGCACCACACUUGACCCACCCAUUGCCCAUCAUGCUGCCGGUUUACAAGUGGUGGCAAGUACCUUACUAUUGGGUCGGUAUUAAGGCUUAUGACUUUGUGGCUGGAGAUAGGAACGUUAAGACAUCGUAUUAUCUCUCGAAGAAAGAUGCAUUGGAGCUCUUCCCUAUGCUCAAAGGUGAAAAGCUAUGCGGUGCCAUUGUUUACUAUGAUGGCCAACAAGACGAUGCCCGUAUGAAUUUAGCCAUUGCAUUGACAGCAGCCAGGCAUGGUGCUGCUGUCUGCAAUCACGUUCAAGUCACUGAACUUUUCAAGAAGAAGGAUGCGUCAGGAAAGGAUGUUUUGUGUGGUGCCAAAGUUAAAGAUUGUAUUACAAACAAAGAAUGGACAAUCAAGGCAAAAUGCAUAAUUAAUGCAACGGGGCCCUUCACAGAUCAUAUUCGUAAGAUGGAUGAUCCAAAUGUUAAAGGAAUCUGCUGCCCAAGUUCAGGUGUUCACAUUGUUUUACCUGGAUACUACAGUCCCGAUCAGAUGGGUCUGCUUGAUCCAUCAACAUCAGAUGGUCGUGUUAUCUUCUUCCUACCCUGGCAAAGGCAGACAAUUGCCGGGACAACGGACUUGCCAUGCGAUGUGACGCACAAUCCCAAACCCACUGAAGAUGAAAUUCAAUUUAUCCUAACUGAAAUUAAGAACUACCUAAAUAAGGACGUUGAGGUACGUCGUGGUGAUGUCUUGAGCGCCUGGAGCGGUAUUCGUCCACUUGUCUCAGAUCCAAACAAAGAAGACACACAAUCACUUGCACGCAAUCACAUUGUACACGUUAGCCCAUCCAAUUUAGUUACAAUUGCAGGUGGCAAGUGGACAACUUAUCGUGCCAUGGCAAGUCAUACCAUUGAUGCAGCAAUAAAAGCUUGUGGACUUAAGCCUGAGAGUGAGGAAUGCCAAACUGAUGGACUCCUCAUUGAAGGUGCCCACGGAUGGACACCAACAAUGUACAUUCGUCUGGUGCAAGAUUUCGGAUUGGACUGUGAAGUGGCCCAACAUUUGGCUAAAUCAUAUGGGGAUCGUGCAUUUGCCGUUGCAAAAUUGGCCGCAAUCACUGGUAAACGAUGGCCAAUUAUUGGUAAAAAGAUGCACCCCGAAUUCCCAUAUAUUGAUGCUGAAAUUCGCUAUGGGGUGCGUGAAUAUGCUUGCACUGCCAUUGAUAUGAUUGCAAGACGUUUGCGUCUUGCCUUCCUCAAUGUACAAGCUGCCCAGGAAGCCUUGCCCGGAAUUGUGGACAUUAUGGCUGAAGAACUUAAAUGGUCAAAGGAGGAGCAACAGAAACAACUUAAAGCUGCAAGUGAUUUCUUAGCAAAUGAAAUGGGAAUGUUGGUUAAUCGUGCAUCGAGGGAUAAGAUUCCAAUUAAUUUGACCAAGGAGGAAAUUCAGAUGUACAUUAAACGUUUCCAGAUAAUUGAUAAAGAAAAUAAGGGAUAUGUAUCAAUUAAUGAUAUAAGAAGAGGACUCAAGCACUUUGGGGAAGCUGAUAUCCCUGGAGAGGAAUUGCAUGAAAUUCUACGUGAAAUUGAUACAAAUAUGAAUGGUCAAGUGGAACUGGAUGAAUAUUUGCAGAUGAUGUCAGCCAUAAAAUCAGGAAAUGUGGCUUAUUCGAGAUUUGCCAGGAUGGCGGAACUUGAGGAAGAGCAUCAUGAAAAGGAGAAACUCAAGACAAAGAUUAGUGUCGAGAGGUCAGGUGGUGGACUCUAAGGAAGCAGAAAAAGGCAAAAAAAAAAAAAACAAUCAGUCAAUCCCACAUCGAAAUAUUUUCGAACAAAUGACAAGGAGAAAGUAUUCUAAAAAAAAUGGAAUAAAUUAACAUUUUAUUUGUACUUAAGAAUUCAUUGGAAAAGUUUCUUAAAUUACUUUAGAAUACUUUCUCCUAUCACGAAUUUUUGUGACAAUUUAUUAUGUUUUUUUUUCUUUUUAUAUAUAUGAUGUUGUAAUCAAUAUUUUAAUGAAUAUAUGUUUACAAAUUCAAUGAAUAAAUUAUAUUUAUUUGAAAAGAAA
This is a messenger RNA of Lutzomyia longipalpis, 2723 nucleotides long. It is a transcript of the gene Gpo1, whose product is annotated as glycerol-3-phosphate dehydrogenase, mitochondrial. Bases 240 to 2423 code for a protein of 727 amino acids. The transcript is spliced from 10 exons. Gene Ontology annotation, biological process: glycerol-3-phosphate metabolic process. Gene Ontology annotation, cellular component: glycerol-3-phosphate dehydrogenase (FAD) complex; mitochondrion. Gene Ontology annotation, molecular function: calcium ion binding; glycerol-3-phosphate dehydrogenase (quinone) activity. NCBI's taxonomy places the organism in Eukaryota, Metazoa, Arthropoda, Insecta, Diptera, Psychodidae. The record is from RefSeq and is a predicted model, not a curated record.